Messenger RNA from Mercenaria mercenaria, 626 nucleotides. RefSeq lists its product as uncharacterized. The record is from RefSeq and is a predicted model, not a curated record. The transcript has a single exon. Bases 6 to 626 code for a protein of 206 amino acids. NCBI's taxonomy places the organism in Eukaryota, Metazoa, Mollusca, Bivalvia, Venerida, Veneridae.
UAAGCAUGACCUUAGGCCUUUUAAAACUAAAUCAUGAUAAUGCAAUAAGGAUGGGUGACGGUGAGCGCAUAAUAAGACUGGACAAAAUUUUCUAUUUGUUUUACAAGGCUUUCAAUUGCACUAAAUAUGCAUAUGGCAUGUUGGAAACAUUGUUGCAAACUAAGGUCUUGCUGAGUGAAAGGCAUGCACAACGCCUGGUAUGGAACAGGACAGUCAAUAAUGCUGGUGAAAUUGACACAAAUUUGCCAAAUGAUCUAGACAUUGAGCAUUGCAAUAAGGUGUUUAAAGAUGAAGCCCAUAGUUAUCGUGGAACUUUUACAGAAAAGGUUGUUUCUCGAGUAAGUAGGAGUGCAUUAAAGACAGAUGAAGUAUUGAAGAACUUUGACAGAAUUAUAGGUGUAGUUAGACCAUCAGGAAAACAUACACCAGGGGUUGUGGAAGAUGAUAUAUUGUCUUUAGUUGUCCAGUUUUCUGAUAGAAACUUAUUCAGUAAAAUUUCUGGAAGGAAGCACAGUGCAUUUCAGAACUUCAGCUCUGAUCAGUUGACAUUAGAAAUGCAUGACUUUAGGGACUGGCUUUCUAGAAGUAUGAGAAAAAUAGCUAAAAAACAUUUCUAUCAAUAUUGA